AUGCUAAAAUCAAACCUUUCUCCUGCACCUUUUGAUGACUCUAUAAAUAUUCUCUCCUCAUCUUGCUCUUCACCACAGAUACACAUUCUCACUCUUCUUCUUCUUCUUCCAUUUACUGUUUUUGCUCCUUCUCAAACACAUAAUCAUCAACCGCUUUCAAAAAGAGCUAGCAUGGAGUUCGCAAUGGUACUCCUAAGGCUUGCAGAUUGGGUCUUGUACCAGCUGCUUGCCAACUCUUGUUAUAGAGCAGCGAAGAAAAUGAAGAGUUACGGGUUCAACUUGGGGUAUUUGUCAUCCAAACCACCCCCACAACCUUCCGCUUUCCCUAGUGUUGCCAAAUAUGAUUUGGAGGGUAGAGGGUCACAAACACUUGUAGCUUGUGACAUUCAUAGAGUCCUUUUGAUGUCUCAUUCUUUCUUUCCUUAUUUCAUGCUUGUUGCCUUUGAAGGUGGCAGCAUUUUCAGAGCACUCCUCUUGCUUUUGUCUUGCCCUGUGCUGUGGAUUUUAAACCAUGAGCUAAGGCUUAGGGUCAUGACUUUCAUCACCUUUUGUGGGCUGAGAACAACUGUCAUGGAAAGUAUAUCAAGGGCGGUUUUGCCCAAGUUUUAUUUGGAAAAUCUCAACCUUCAUGCUUAUGAGGUUCUGGCCUCAGCAGGGUCUAAAGUUGUCUUCACAAGUGUUCCUCGAGUUAUGGUGGAAGGGUUUCUUAAGGAGUAUUUGAGUGUUGGUGCUGUUAUAGGAACAGAGUUGCACACAGUUGGUUGCUACUUCAGUGGUUUGCUUUCUGGUUCUGGCUUACUUGUGAAACACAGAGCACUGAAGGAUUAUUUUGGAGACACACAACCUGAUAUUGGGGUUGGAAGCUCUAGCGUUCAUGAUCAUCUUUUCCUCUCCCUCUGCAAGGAAGCAUAUGUGGUAAACAAUGAAGAUGACAAGAGCAACUCAAGCUCAGUCAUGCCAAGGGACAAAUAUCCAAAGCCCCUAAUAUUUCAUGAUGGAAGACUAGCAUUCCUGCCUACUCCUUCAGCAGCUCUUUAUAUGUUCAUGUGGUUGCCAUUUGGAAUUCUUUUGGCCAUUUACAGAAUCCUCCUAGGAAUUCUACUGCCUUAUGGAUGGGCGAUGUCAUUAGGUGCUUGGAGUGGCUUAAAUCUCCAAAUCAAAGGCAGUGCCCUUGAAAAAUCAGAGCAAAACCAAGGGGUCCUCUAUGUUUGCACGCACAGGACUCUUCUUGAUCCUGUUUUCCUAAGCACAUGUUUGGCAAAGCCUUUAACUGCAGUCACAUACAGCUUGAGCAAGGUGUCUGAGUUGAUAGCGCCUAUUAGGACGGUGAGACUAACAAGGGACAGAAAAGAAGAUGGCAAAACCAUGCAAAGGCUUCUGAGAGAAGGGGAUUUGGUGGUGUGUCCUGAAGGAACAACUUGUAGGGAACCAUAUUUACUAAGGUUCAGCUCACUGUUUGCAGAAUUGGCUGAUGAAAUUGUGCCUGUGGCUAUCAAUACCCAUGUGAGCAUGUUCUAUGGGACCACUGCAAGCGGGUUGAAAUGCUUGGACCCUAUUUUCUUUCUCAUGAAUCCAAGGCCGAGCUGCUAUAUUGAGGUUCUUGGAAAAGUUCCCAAAGAACUAACAUGUGCUGGAGGCAGAUCAAGCUGUGAAGUGGCAAACUAUAUACAGAAACAGUUGGCUGAUGCCUUGGGAUUUGAGUGCACCACACUCACAAGGAGGGAUAAGUACCUGAAGCUGGCAGGGAAUGAAGGAAUUGUCAAAGAAACAAGUGGAAAAAAUGCUACUAAUAGAUACCACUAA
Messenger RNA from Sphenostylis stenocarpa, 1803 nucleotides. The record is from the annotation of a GenBank genome assembly. NCBI's taxonomy places the organism in Eukaryota, Viridiplantae, Streptophyta, Magnoliopsida, Fabales, Fabaceae.